Oldenlandia corymbosa var. corymbosa is the source of this 2356-nucleotide messenger RNA. Lineage: Eukaryota; Viridiplantae; Streptophyta; Magnoliopsida; Gentianales; Rubiaceae. The record is from the annotation of a GenBank genome assembly.
CAAAUACACAAAUCUUAACGCUUUGGGACUAAACUCGGUGAGGGUGUAACCUUUAGGGAUGAUAUAUGGAUUGACUAUAGUUUCGGGGGGAAUUUAUAAAUUUCCGGUUUAAUUGCGAUUCAAACGUCGACACUGGUCAUCACGUCACAGAAAUCUGUACUGGAAACUGCCUCUAGCAAAUUGCCCGUCAUAAUCCUUCGUUUCGUUACUUUUCCCCGCAAAAAAUUGAUUUGCCGGCAGCCCGGUGGCUGGCCGUCUACCUGAUAAUAUCUGUCCGACCCAGCGGCUGAACUCGCUUCCGCCUCCUCCGCUGCAAGAAUCUUCCGUUUGGUCGUUAAUUUUAAAAAAGUUUGUUCCACGCGGAAAUAUAACGAAUGGGCCGGUCUCGAGCUGUUCCUCACUCCGCCGAUGAAGAUUCCGGCCAAAGGUCAAAGAGGAAAAAGACAGCUUCCAACGUCGAAAAUGUGGAAACUGUUACCGCAGCUCAAGGGAAGACAGAAGGGAAGGCUUUAUACCAUUGUAAUUAUUGCAAUAAGGACAUAUCUGGGAAAGUUCGCAUUAAAUGUGCCAUCUGUUCUGACUUUGACCUUUGUGUGGAGUGCUUUUCAAUUGGAGCUGAGGUCCAUCCUCACAAGAGUGGUCAUCCAUACAGGGUCAUGGAUAAUCUGUCCUUUCCCUUAAUAUGUCCUGACUGGAAUGCAGAUGAGGAAAUUCUACUCCUGGAGGGAACUGAAAUGUAUGGACUGGGUAACUGGGCUGAAGUUGCUGAACAUGUUGGAACCAAGAGGAAAUCACAAUGUAUUGAGCACUACAAUGCUAUUUACAUGAAUUCUCCAUGCUUUCCUCUUCCGGACAUGUCUCAUGUUAUGGGAAAGAAUAGGGAGGAGCUCCUUGCCAUGGCCAGUGAACAUGGAGAAGUAAAGAUGGGAUACUCCACUCCUGGGGGAGUUAAGGACGAGUCUUUGCUCCCGGUGAAAAUCAAGGUUGAAGAUCAGAGAGGAGAUGGUUUAGUCGGGCCUUCCGCAUUUAGCUUGAAUUCAGAGCUAGGCUCGGGACCAGCUUCGGGUUUCGGCAAUGAAUUUGUUGGAGGAGCUAAGCGGGCAUCAAGUCUCAAACAAAGUAAGGAUGAACAUGAAGGAAUCAAGAUUGAAGAUGUUACAGGCCGGAGUUUUGGAGAGAAGAAACCGAGGACAUCUGGUGAUGAGGGGCCUUCCAUAGCGGAAUUUAGUGGUUAUAACUUUAAGAGGCAAGAGUUUGAAAUUGAGUAUGACAAUGAUGCUGAGCAGUUAUUAGCUGACAUGGAAUUUAAGGAGAAUGAUACAAAUUCUGAACGGGAACUGAAGUUGAGGGUUUUGCGCAUCUAUUCCAAAAGGCUGGAUGAAAGAAAAUGCAGGAAGGACUUCAUAUUGGAAAGAGGAUUACUGUAUCCUGAUAAUUUUGAAAAAGAACUUUCACGGGAAGAGAAAGACAUAUGCCAACGCUAUAGAGUAUUUAUGCGAUUCCAUUCAAAAGAAGAGCAUGAGGAGUUACUUAGAAGCCUUGUUGAAGAACAUCGAGUGUUGAAAAGAAUUCAAGAUCUUCAGGAGGCUCGGGCAGCCGGCUGCCUCACAUCUGCUGAGGCUGAAAGGUUCAUUAAGCAGAAAAGAGGGGAAGCAGACGAUUCUUCUCUAAGAGCUACUCAAUUCAAAGGGGACAUUGAUAGUCCUCGAGGAAUUAUCAGAGGUCCUGUGGUAUUAGAAUCUGGAGCAAAAGAUAUUCCAUCAACAAUCCGUGGAAUCACUGUUUUUAACGGUUCAGAUCAUUGGGAUGUGACCGGAUUUUUGGGGGCUGAUUUACUCUCUGAAGCUGAGAAACGACUGUGCGGUGAGAUCAGGAUCCUUCCUGCACAUUAUCUCAACAUGCUGCAGACCAUGUCCAUGGGAGUCUUAAGCGGCAGCAUUACGAAGAGUUCCGACGCCUAUGGGCUAUUCAACGUUGAUCCCACAAAGGUCGAUAAAAUAUACGAUGUACUAGUAAGAAAAGGGAUCGGGCAGGCAUAAGUUGGAGAAUCCAGAUAAGUAGGUGGCGUGUAAAUUUAUCUGGAGGGAUUUGCUAUGAAGAGCCAUUUGUUGUAUUCAUACUAAUUGGUUAGCACUUCUUAUUCGCAAAAGCACAUCAUGUAUCCUAGAUAUAUUUGUUAGAGCAUAUUUAUGUUGUUUCUAGAGAAACUUCGUUGAAUUUGAUUGUUUGCAGACAGCAGACCUUUCACGGAUAUGAAUUUCUUAUGUGGUGUUCUUUUCAGCAAAAAUAAAAUAAAACAUUUUUAAUCCCAAACUUAAUGAGGAGAGAUUAGCUGACUCUCUAUUUUUGUUCAAAC